Messenger RNA from Corylus avellana, 729 nucleotides. The record is from RefSeq and is a predicted model, not a curated record. NCBI's taxonomy places the organism in Eukaryota, Viridiplantae, Streptophyta, Magnoliopsida, Fagales, Betulaceae.
AUGGACCCUCGAAAAUUGCAAAGCCCGAAUUUCACUCCACUGAAUACUCGCAUGACCGAGGUAUUCAUGGAGAUUAGGAGGGAUCUUGCCUUCAAAUGGCCAAGCAAGUUGAAGGGCGACCCUAAAAGGCGUGACCCUCAGAAAUACUACGAGUAUCAUCGUGACCAUGGUCACUUAACCGAGGGGUGUAUAACCUUGUGGCAAGAGAUUGAGAAUCACAUCAGAAAUGGGAAGUUGGUGAAAUUCUUGGUGGAUGAGAGGAAUCGAGGAAGGAAUGAGGAGCUCCCGUUACUUGAAGGAAACCGAGAACCUCCCAGAAAUCGAGAAGUAAGGCCAAGGGAAGAUGGGUAUGCUGAACCGAUACACAAUCAGCAGGCAAAACCGAGAUGGGAUCGGGAUGCCCAUCAGCCUCGGCAUCGGGAUGUAGUAAGGGAGAUCCACACCACCUCGGGAGGAAUAGCUGGUGAAGGAAGUUCUAGUUCAUCUAGAAAAGCUUACGCAAGAAGAACGAAGGCUGAUGAUGAAGUUUUGUCGAUAGGGAGACCAUCAAAAGUUGCAAAGAAGGAGGUGAUGACUAUAUCCUUCUCUGAAGAAGAUGCUAGGGGGGUAAUAUUCCCCAACGAUGAUGCGUUAGUAGUUACGUUAACGGUUGCCAACCAUAAAAUCCACCGAGUCAUAGUGGAUAAUGGUAGUUUGGCUGAUAUUUUAUACUGGCCGGUCUUCAAGUAG